AGUGUUCAUAUGUGAUAUUCCCUCCAGGAUCCAAGGACCGGGUAGCUACAAUGUUGUCAAGACUUUUCCGUCUGCACGGCCUCUUUGUGGCCUCCCAUCCCUGGGAAGUUAUUGUGGGGACAGUGACACUUACCAUCUGUAUGAUGUCCAUGAACAUGUUUACUGGCAACAACAAGAUCUGCGGUUGGAAUUAUGAAUGCCCAAAAUUUGAAGAGGAUGUACUGAGCAGUGACAUCAUCAUCCUCACCAUCACGCGGUGCAUCGCCAUCCUGUACAUUUACUUCCAGUUCCAGAACUUACGGCAGCUUGGGUCGAAAUACAUCUUGGGUAUUGCUGGACUCUUCACGAUUUUCUCAAGUUUUGUCUUUAGUACAGUCGUCAUUCACUUCUUAGACAAAGAAUUGACAGGCUUAAAUGAAGCUUUGCCCUUCUUCCUGCUUUUGAUUGACCUUUCUAGAGCGAGUGCAUUAGCAAAGUUUGCCCUGAGCUCAAACUCACAGGAUGAAGUAAGGGAAAAUAUAGCUCGUGGAAUGGCGAUUCUGGGCCCCACAUUCACCCUUGAUGCUCUUGUCGAAUGCCUUGUGAUUGGAGUUGGCACCAUGUCAGGCGUGCGCCAGCUUGAAAUCAUGUGCUGCUUUGGCUGCAUGUCUGUGCUCGCCAACUACUUCGUGUUCAUGACGUUUUUCCCAGCUUGCGUGUCCCUUGUUCUAGAGCUCUCUCGGGAAAGCCGCGAGGGUCGUCCAAUUUGGCAGCUCAGCCAUUUUGCCCGAGUUUUAGAAGAAGAAGAGAAUAAACCAAACCCUGUAACCCAGAGGGUCAAGAUGAUUAUGUCUUUAGGCUUGGUGCUUGUUCAUGCUCACAGUCGCUGGAUAGCUGAUCCUUCUCCGCAGAACAGCACGGCAGAACAGUCCAAGGUUUCUUUGGGACUGGAUGAAGGUGUGUCCAAGAGAAUUGAACCAAGUGUUUCUCUCUGGCAGUUUUAUCUCUCCAAGAUGGUCAGCAUGGACAUCGAGCAGGUGAUCACCCUGAGCUUAGCUUUCCUGCUGGCCGUCAAGUACAUUUUCUUCGAGCAAGCUGAGACAGAGUCGACACUCUCAUUAAAAAAUCCUAUCACGUCUCCUGUGGUGACCCCAAAGAAAGCUCAGGACAAUUGUUGUAGACGUGAGCCUCUGCUCCUGAGAAGGCACCAGAAGCUUUCCUCAGUGGAGGAGCCUGGAAUGAACCAGGACAGAAAAGUUGAGGUUAUAAAACCAUUAGUGGCGGAAACUGAGACUGCAAGCAGAGCUACAUUUGUGCUUGGCGCCUCUGUAGCCAGUCCUCCGUUGGCACUAGAGAUACAGGAACCAGGACUCGAACUCCCCAGCGAGCCUCGACCUAAUGAAGAAUGUCUGAAGAUUCUGGAGAAUGCUGAGAAAGGUGCAAAGUUCCUUAGUGAUGCGGAGAUCAUCCAGCUGGUCAAUGCUAAGCAUAUCCCGGCUUACAAAUUGGAAACGCUAAUGGAGACUCAUGAGCGUGGUGUGUCUAUUCGCCGGCAGCUCCUCUCCACAAAGCUCACAGAGCCAUCUUCUCUACAGUACCUGCCGUAUAGAGAUUAUAAUUACUCCUUGGUGAUGGGAGCUUGCUGUGAAAAUGUGAUUGGAUACAUGCCCAUCCCUGUUGGCGUGGCAGGGCCUCUGUGCCUGGAUGGGAAGGAGUACCAGGUUCCAAUGGCAACAACCGAAGGCUGUCUUGUGGCCAGCACUAACCGAGGCUGCCGAGCGAUAAGUCUUGGUGGAGGUGCCAGCAGCCGGGUCCUUGCAGAUGGGAUGACCCGAGGCCCAGUGGUGCGUCUUCCUCGUGCUUGUGAGUCUGCAGAGGUGAAGGCCUGGCUUGAGACAUCUGAAGGGUUUGCAGUGAUAAAGGAGGCUUUCGACAGCACCAGCAGAUUUGCACGUCUACAGAAACUUCAUGUGACAAUGGCAGGACGCAACCUCUACAUCCGUUUCCAGUCCAGGACGGGGGACGCCAUGGGGAUGAACAUGAUUUCCAAGGGUACGGAGAAAGCACUUUUGAAGCUGCAAGAGUUCUUUCCUGAAAUGCAGAUUCUGGCAGUUAGUGGUAACUAUUGCACUGACAAGAAACCUGCUGCCAUAAACUGGAUCGAAGGAAGAGGAAAGACUGUGGUUUGUGAAGCUGUCAUUCCAGCCAAGGUGGUGAGAGAAGUAUUAAAGACCACUACGGAAGCAAUGGUUGACUUAAACAUUAACAAGAAUCUUGUGGGCUCUGCCAUGGCUGGGAGCAUCGGAGGCUACAAUGCCCACGCAGCGAACAUCGUCACUGCUAUCUACAUUGCGUGUGGCCAGGAUGCAGCACAGAAUGUGGGUAGUUCAAACUGUAUUACGUUAAUGGAAGCAAGUGGUCCAACGAAUGAAGACUUGUAUAUCAGCUGCACCAUGCCAUCUAUAGAGAUAGGAACCGUGGGUGGUGGGACCAACCUCCUCCCUCAGCAAGCUUGUCUGCAGAUGCUAGGUGUUCAAGGAGCAUGCAAAGACAAUCCUGGAGAAAAUGCACGGCAGCUUGCCCGAAUUGUGUGUGGCACUGUAAUGGCUGGGGAGUUGUCCUUGAUGGCAGCAUUGGCAGCAGGGCACCUUGUCAGAAGUCACAUGGUUCACAACAGAUCAAAGAUAAAUUUACAAGAUCUGCAAGGAACAUGCAGCAAGAAGGCAGCUUGAGCAGCCUGACUGCACUCAAUUGAGCCACAGGCACUGCGUUCUCAAGGACUACCAUGAAAUCUGUGAAUUAAAAAUCUCAAUGCAGUGUCUUGUGGAAGAUAAAUGGACAUGAUCAGUGAGAUGCCUACUUGGUUUCUGGCUCUUUGAGAGACAUCUGAGGUCCUUUGCAAAGACUCCUCAGAUCUGGGGACAGUGUGGUCCUUCCCAUGCUGUGUCCUGGAAAGAUACUCACUUGGAUGCUGUGCUAUGCUCUGGGCACCACAGAUGUGAUCUGCAGCUCAUUUCUGAAAGCCACCACAAGCUGCAAACAGCUGCUUUGACAAAAUGAUGGAGUUCAUGGUGAUCAGUGUGGGACUGACCUCCCUAUGGGCUAGAAAUGGAGUUUUAAAUUACACUGUAGCUGACAGAACUUCUGAUUUUUAUUUAUUCAGUCUGGGCUGUAGAACUUUGCAAUCUAAGUUUUUUUUUUUUU
Molecule: messenger RNA, 3183 nt
Organism: Acomys russatus (golden spiny mouse)
Lineage: Eukaryota; Metazoa; Chordata; Mammalia; Rodentia; Muridae
Gene: Hmgcr
Product: 3-hydroxy-3-methylglutaryl-CoA reductase
Exons: 19
Coding region: 51-2711 (886 amino acids)
Biological process (GO): isoprenoid biosynthetic process; sterol biosynthetic process; coenzyme A metabolic process
Cellular component (GO): endoplasmic reticulum membrane; peroxisomal membrane
Molecular function (GO): NADP binding; protein binding; hydroxymethylglutaryl-CoA reductase (NADPH) activity
Source: RefSeq, a predicted model, not a curated record